This is a messenger RNA of Cuscuta campestris, 1772 nucleotides long. The record is from the annotation of a GenBank genome assembly. NCBI's taxonomy places the organism in Eukaryota, Viridiplantae, Streptophyta, Magnoliopsida, Solanales, Convolvulaceae.
GACAAGGAACGCCGUGUUGGAUUCAUUCCCCCUUCUCUCUCUUCCCGAGCUCCACUCUCUUCCAUGGCGACAACCCACACUCUCAGUCCUCAUCCCAUAACCUUUCUUAAGCCCUUCCCAAAACCCACAGCUGGAGUCACUCUUCCGCAAUCCCGAACUCUGCGUCCAUGGCGGACCCGAUCUAGGAAACUCCCCCUUCCUUCAGCUUCGGGCAUCUGGGGUGCACUCGCCGGCGGCAACUCUUCCCGCGAGGCGGCCGCCGCCAUUCUCCGCGGAAUGCUUCUCUUCAGGCAGGGAGAUGUGAUGGGGUCUUUGGUGGAGUUUGACAAAGCUAUCAAGCUCAAUCCGCGCCAUAGAGAAUAUCUUUGGCAAAGGGGACUGUCACUCUAUUAUAUGGAUAGGUUUGAGGAAGGGGCAGAGCAAUUCCGAUUAGAUGUUGCCAAGAAUCCUAGUGACACAGAGGAGUCCAUAUGGUGCUUUCUCUGUGAAGCUCAGUUGUAUGGCACAGUUGAAGCAAGAAGAAGAUUUCUGUUGGUUGGUGUAGAUCCAAGACCUGUUAUGCGAGAAGCUUAUAACCUGUUUAAGGAAGGUGGUGACCCAGAAAAGUUUGUUGAAGAAUUUUCAACCGGGCAACCAAGCGAGUGUUUUUAUUCUUCUCUCUAUGCCGGGCUUUAUUAUGAAUCACAGAAGGACAUAGAAAAAGCAAAGGGUCAUAUUGUUGCUUCAUGUCAAUCUCUUUAUGGCUCAAGGUCCGAUGAUUACAUGGCUUCGCUUGCCAAGGUGCAUUGCGGAUGUCGGAGAAAAUUAUGGGAUGGAUGACAUGGCACCCAAAUGGUUUGACUUAAUGUGCAACGCCAAUGUUUAAACUCCUCUUCAAACCUUUCCACCAAUUAUCCAGCAAACCGUGCAACGGCAAAGUUUAGCAUGCCGACAUGGCACUCAAAUGGUUUAUGAUUUUUUUUCGGUGAUUUUUCUAUAUUUGCUACUUUUCUACCAUUAUUUUAAAUAUACGCAUAUUACAUUAACUUACUUUUACAUCAGUUUCAAGCGAAUCGUGUGACAUGGGGAAUCGGUAUUCUACUCCCAUACCCUAAUCCACAAGAACCUUAUGAUGAUAAUGUAGUUGAUGACAAUUAGAAUGCUCUCCGCGCGGUAAGAUUUUUUAUGUUGAGCAUUCCAAUUUUUAAUUGUCAACAUAAAAAAUCUUACCGCGCGGAGAGCAUUUCAAUUGUCAUCCGCUACAUUAUCAUCAUAAGGUUCUUGUGGAUUAGGGUAUGUGAGUGGGAUACUGAUUUCCCCGUGUCAGGCGCUUCGCUUGAAACUCUGAUAUAAAAGCAAGUAAACGUAACAUGCGUAUAUUUUAAAAUAAUGGUGCACAAGUAGCAAAUAUAAAAAAAUCACCGAAAAACAAAAAAAAAACCAUUUAGGUGCCAUGUCGGCAUGCUAAACUUUGCCGUUGCACGGUUUGCUGGAUAAUUGGGUGGGAAGGUUUGAGGAGGACUUUGAACUGAUGUAAUUAGCCACUUUCGAGAAAAUUAUUAGAAACAGUCGUCCUAUGAUAUGUCACCAAUUGGACUUAAUAUCACUGCUGGCCAGAGAAUGUUGGGUUUAUAGGCAGUCAGUCACUCAGUUUUAUAGCGCUGUAUAAGUAAAAAUUUAUGAUGUUAAAGUGGUGUGAAAAACGGUUUCCCCUCUUUUUGUUUUUUUUUAACUACCACUUCCCUCCCUUUUUAGUCUUUCUCAUUUACCAGUAGAAUCAUAAGGUCGAAUUG